GUAGAUGGCAAGAGCUCGGCGAAUCUCAGUAUCUCAUCAAGUUCACACCUCAUGCAACGCCAAGUGCUGCCAGGGAAACAUGUCAAAGUUAUGGCGGUGAUUUGGCUAUCAUCAAGACAGCCGAAGUCAACACAUUUCUCAAAGAGCUACUACCUCCAUGUGCAUCGUGUCGUUUAUAUUUCUGUUACUGGUUCGGGCUUCGGAGGAGUAGCGAUGGAGAUUUUACCUGGCUGGAUGGUACUACACUCGAGUACAUGUAUACUGAUUGGUACAGGGGCGAAGAACCCAAUGAGGCUGACUCCUGGGGUUGUCUUGGUACGCGUGGCAGCCCUUCAUGGUAUGGCAAGGAUCCACGGCUAUCUUCACCGUACAUUUGUGAGCGUACACGAGUAUUUGAUGGAAGCAGUGAAGUAUCAUUUGGAGGUCUAGAUUAUUUCAUCUCUCCGUCAUGGCUGGCUCGGUCUUUCUCAGAUGCACGGACCUAUUGUCAGAAUCAUGGGGCGGAUUUGGCACUCAUCAAAUCACACGAUAUCAACACCUUUCUUCAUGUCAGGAGUUCAGAAUAUUCGGGAUUAAGUUCCUAUGUAUUUUUUGGUUUGACUGAUCAAGCAAUUGAAGGCACAUUUACUUGGAUCGACGGAACACCUUUACAGUAUUCUUCAUGGAAGUAUCCUGAACCCAACGGCGGAAAUAAUGAAAAUUGUGCCUCUCUACAACCUUCUAAUUCAAACAUGGGGUGGGUUGAUGUUUCAUGCAAUCUCAAACGACCCUUCAUAUGUGAACGCUAUCAGGAUGUUCCUGAAAAUGAGUGGAGUCGCCUUGAUGGAACCCUGUACUAUAUCUCACAAUCCUCAAUGACGUCAUACUCGUUUGCUAGAAGGUUCUGCCAGGCUCAAGGAGGUGAUCUUGCCCAGCCUAAAACAGAAGAAAUCAAUCUGCAUCUCAUGACGCUGGCUGAAGGUAACUCGUAUUGGUUUGGACUCGAUGAUAUCAAUCAAACGGGCACGUUCCAAUGGAUUGAUGGCACUCCACUCGAUAACAAUGGAUUUCCUGCUUGGUCGAAUGGUGAUGCGUUUCUAUUUGAGAGCGAAAGAUGUGUUCAUCAGAAGGUUAAUAAUGGAUGGAGAAAACUACCAUGUACAUCGUAUCUCAGGUUCGCAUGUGAAAAACCUCCGAGUCCGCGACCUAUUCUUCCGGUACGUCUAGUGGCAGCUACGUCAUCCCCCUUCGGAGGAGAUCUGCCGAAUGCUUCAUUUCUCUGUCUACUCGGAUCAGAGAAUGAAAAGAUUCUCACAUUGUCCACCAGAAGACUCGUCCGUCUGACCGAGAAUAUAACUCCCGAUAGUUACACAGCUCCAGGGAACAGCACUAAUGUAUCAUCUGUAGUGUUAAGGCAGACUCUCCCAACUACUAAGAAUGGCUCGGGAUUUUUCGAAUGUUCAUCGGUGACAGCCAGUAGAAUGACAUCUGUUCCUCUUGGCAUUCUUCUCUCUUCCCGCGAGUUGCAACCGAUUGAUGGUCGGUUUACAAAGACAAUAUAUAUUGGAGAUACUAUCACACUCAGUGUGAUGAGCACGACAGGAAUGGUAGGCGAAGACGGGAUAAGAUGGCGGAAAUUCACUGAUGUAGACUGGGCUAACAUUGGAAUGAGUUCUGGCAGUCUAUCACACACAAUUCAAUCUGUAUCUGUCUCAGACGCCGGUGUGUAUGUGACGUAUAAGCAUGGAACGUUGGAACACCAUCAAUUCAGCCUCAUAAGACUCAUCGUAAAAGAAUGCCCUUAUGGAAGAUGGAAUCCACCAUUAUGCGAUCGUUUGUGCGAUAGUUGUUAUAAUGGAGGUGUAUGCCACGAACUCUCAGGAACAUGCAUUUGUCCUCCUGGCCAUGCUGGAAAGAACUGCCUCCAAGCGUGUGGGAUGCACAGGUUUGGCUGGGACUGUGAGUUUGAAUGUGGACCCGGUCAGCCUCUGGACAAGUGUGCUGGAAGUCAGAUCUGUCUACCUGAUCCUUAUGGAUGUACCUGUUUAGCUGGAUAUACAGGAAUCUACUGCAAUGAAACAUGUGUAGAUGGUAUGUUUGGAGCUGAUUGUCUUCAAGAAUGUCACUGUACUGAUGGAGUUGAGUGUGAUGACGUCACUGGAGGAUGUUCUGGAGAUUGCUCGCAAGAAUGGUCUGGACCAGCAUGUCAAGUUCCUUCUGUUUGCCCACACGGAUACUUCGGGUCUAACUGUACACAGAAAUGCAAUUGCAUGAAUGGCACAGCAUGCCUUAAAGAUUCUGGAUACUGUGACGAGGUUGAAGGGCGAUGCGACUUGGGAUAUGUUUCUGACUCUGUCGAGUUCCCGGCCAAUUGUAUGACAUUUUCAGGAUGUUUCAGCUCUUGUUCGAAGACAUGCCAUUGUUCUGGUGGUGCCGAGGAUUGUAACUUUCUGACUGGUAAUUGUUCUUCAUCCACCUGUCAUCCAAGAUGGACCGGGGAUAAAUGCCAAACAGAUCGAUUUGAGACGAGCUUGGAAAAGACCAAUCCAGGAGUGGCGAUCUUCUCCUGUUCCUUCACAGCGUCACCAGAACAACAUCUUUCCUCUGAAUAUGUAAAGGCAGCUGUAGGAACGCUCUGGAUAACUCUCAAUAUGUCUGAUACUUUAGGAACAACCCUCAAUAAUUCUUUCAUUCACUUGUAUACGGGGACAGAAGAACCCAUUUACUGCUUCAUCGGGGUGCCUGAGAAUUUCUCAGAGUUUGCUUUCGUAAGGCUUCCUCCAAGAGUUUUCUUUGUUUUACCAAGUUUUAAUGGAGAACCAGAACUACUUGAAAGUGGAUACUUCCACGCAGCCUUCAGUUGGAGACAAUGGGACCCUAGGUCUGAUACCGGGGACGGACCUAUUGUUGGAUACAAGAUCUACGUGCGAUCAGGUAGAAAUGUCGUGUUGGCUAAAGAAGUACAACCUCCAAGCAUGGUGAACAAAACGGACCGUUCCGUAUCGAAGAGGUCUGCUGAGAAUGCUACUGAGAUGGUCAUGUAUAACGCCAGUGGACUUGAACCAGGAUCUACGUACUCUGUUCAGAUUGCAGCGAUACGAGAUGGUAUCAAAGGUGAAGGAGAACAAGGACCAGUAUUGACAAUUACAACAAGAAGUCUUCCUGUUCCAUCGACUACACCGAGUCCAUCAACCGUUUCGACUGCAGUAAUGACUGGACUAGGUGUUGGUGGUGUAAGUGGCGGUUCUAUAGCACCGGCAGCUGGGGGAGCCGUGGGCGCCAUUUUGAUCAUUUUGAUUAUCAUCAUUGUAGUCAUCAUCGUGUUCAAACGACGAAGAAAUGAUAAUCCAUCUAAAAUAGAAAACAUCGAGGACCGAUUUCAGGCAUCAGCUGAUUUCCAAGACACUUCAUUAGAAGAAAAUGAUUACUGUGGUGGGCAUGCAAGGAGCACAAGACCUAAACCAGCUGUAGCAGUCAAGAAGCCUCUUUUACAGGAAACUAAAUGCUUAGACCUUGAUUCCACCGAGGGAUCUCCUGGCAGAUCUAGCAACAAACCUCUUGGCAAACGUCAACCGAUACCCGUGGCUCAGUUUCCUGCGUUUAUCGAAAACAACAGACACAGUGCGCUCUUCUCCGGGGAAUUUCAUGACUUACCUGGCCCAGACAUCUAUCCUCAGACCGUGGCUCAAAAGGAGAUCAACCUCAAGAAAAACAGAUACAAGAAUAUCUUACCAUAUGAUUCGGCGAGGGUGAAGUUAGAAGUAAUCGACGAUAUCCCUCAUUCCGAUUACUUUAACGCUUCUUACAUUCCCAGUUUUGACAAUGACAAGGCUUACAUUGCAUCACAAGGACCCAACAUUGCGUCUAUGGAUGAUUUCUGGAGGAUGGUCUGGCAGGAAAAUGUGACGACUAUUGCCAUGGUAACGAAGCUCAAGGAAGGAGAUAAGAUCAAAUGCCGCCAAUAUUGGCCUAAUCGACAAGGCGAUUCGGUGAAGAAUGGAAAUAUCAAAGUGGAACUGGUUUCCCUGGAUGCAUGCACAGGUGGAAUUAAACGGACAAUGAAGAUGAUAAAGGGUGACGACUAUAGGACCGUCACUCAGUUCCACUUCACAGAGUGGCCUGACAAGGGUGUUCCUAAGCACACCUCAUCACUGCUCAAGUUCAUCAAGGAAGUCAAAGCUGAUCAUGGACAGUUCACUCAUCCUCUGAUCAUUCAUUGCAGUGCUGGUGUUGGGCGAACAGGCGUGGUGAUCAGUAUCGAUAGCGUCGUAGCUCACGCCAAAACAACUAGAAUGGUAGAUGUCUUCAACUUCGUGACGAACAUCAGACAGAAGCGACCAUUCAUGGUCCAAACACAGGAGCAGUAUGCCUUCAUCUAUGGGGCUGUCCUUGAGGAUCUUCUCUGGAGGAAUACCCUGAUCCCUGUCGUUCAUUUCACUGAUCAUCUACAAGACUUACACUCUUCAGGCGAUGGACGUGGACGGUCCAAGAUGACCAAGGAGUUCCAGGUAACACAUCCCAAUCUUCAUCAGAAGUUGAUCAUUAAUGAAUGUCUGGUGACAACCUUGAAGAGCCUCUGUCCCGAUCCUCCCGCUUCUCAUACAAGAUCAGGACGGACUCCAGAUAAUCAACCAAAGAAUAGAUACGGGAACAACCUACCAUGGAUGUCACUAGAAUUGGGUGAACUCAACAGACCACCCCUUUCAUCUCCCCUCAGUCUAAGACUGUUCCUCCCCUCAUUGAAAAUCUUCUGCCCGCCCCUACCCCACUCUUAA
Molecule: messenger RNA, 4754 nt
Organism: Strongylocentrotus purpuratus (purple sea urchin)
Lineage: Eukaryota; Metazoa; Echinodermata; Echinoidea; Camarodonta; Strongylocentrotidae
Exons: 31
Coding region: 255-4754 (1499 amino acids)
Biological process (GO): protein dephosphorylation
Molecular function (GO): protein binding; protein tyrosine phosphatase activity
Source: RefSeq, a predicted model, not a curated record